AUGUCAGAAGACCGUCCCAGUGCUCCCUAUAAUGUGCACGCUGAAACCAUGUCAAGUUCAGCCAUCCUUUUAGCUUGGGAGAGGCCACUUUAUAAUUCAGACAAAGUCAUCGCUUAUUCUGUGCACUACAUGAAAGCAGAAGGUUUAAAUAAUGAAGAGUAUCAAGUCGUCAUCGGAAAUGACACAACUCAUUAUAUUAUCGAUGACUUAGAACCUGCCAGCAAUUAUACGUUCUACAUUGUGGCAUAUAUGCCAAUGGGAGCCAGCCAGAUGUCUGACCACGUGACACAGAACACUUUAGAGGAUGUUCCCCUGAGACCUCCUGAAAUCAGUUUGACAAGUCGAAGUCCCACUGAUAUUCUCAUCUCCUGGCUGCCCAUCCCAGCCAAGUAUCGGAGGGGCCAAGUGGUGCUCUAUCAUCUGUCCUUCCGCCUAAGCACUGAGAGCUCCAUCCAAGUUCUGGAGCUCCCGGGGACCACGCAUGAGUACCUUUUGAAAGGCCUGAAACCUGAUAGUAUCUACCUAGUGCGGAUUACUGCUGCCACCAGAGUGGGGCUGGGAGAGUCAUCGGUAUGGACUUCACAUAGGACACCCAAAGCUACAAGUGUGCAAGCCCCUAAGUCUCCAGAGUUACAUUUGGAGCCUUUGAACUGCACCACCAUUUCUGUGAAGUGGCAGCAGGAUGCUGAGGACACGGCUGCCAUCCAGGGCUACAAGCUGUACUACAAAGAGGAAGGGCAGCAGGAGAACGGACCCAUCCUCUUAGACACCGGUGACCUUCUGUAUACACUCAGUGGCUUAGACCCCAGAAGAAAAUACCACGUGAGGCUGCUGGCUUACAACAGCAUAGAAGAUGGUUAUCAGGCAGACCAGACAGUCAGCACGCCAGGAUGUGUGUCUGUUCGUGAUCGCAUGGUUCCUCCUCCACCACCACCCCACCAUCUCUAUGCCAAGGCUAACACCUCAUCUUCCAUCUUCCUGCACUGGAGGAGGCCUGCAUUCACCACGGCACAAAUAAUUAACUACACCAUUCGCUGUAACCCUGUCGGCCUGCAGAAUGCUUCUUUGGUUCUGUACCUUCAAAC
Messenger RNA from Myotis davidii, 1085 nucleotides. Its product is annotated as protogenin. Gene Ontology annotation, cellular component: axon; plasma membrane. Gene Ontology annotation, molecular function: protein binding. Gene Ontology annotation, biological process: axon guidance; cell-cell adhesion. Lineage: Eukaryota; Metazoa; Chordata; Mammalia; Chiroptera; Vespertilionidae. The annotation marks the transcript as partial. The transcript is spliced from 6 exons. The record is from RefSeq and is a predicted model, not a curated record.